This is a messenger RNA of Anoplophora glabripennis (Asian longhorned beetle), 969 nucleotides long. RefSeq lists its product as uncharacterized. NCBI's taxonomy places the organism in Eukaryota, Metazoa, Arthropoda, Insecta, Coleoptera, Cerambycidae. The transcript has 2 exons. Bases 1 to 969 code for a protein of 322 amino acids. The record is from RefSeq and is a predicted model, not a curated record.
AUGGAAGCCUUUGAGAAGAAAGCCCUGGAAUCCACAACGUUGAGGCCUAAGCGGUGGUACCGAUAUGUUGAGACCUUCAUCAUCUGGCCUCACGGACACAACACCAUAGCGGAUUUCCUGUAUCACAUCAAUAGGAUAUAUCCAGAUAUCCAGUUUACCAUGGAAAUAAAGAAAAAUGCCGCCCUUCCCAUCUUGGGUGUUUUGGUUGAGAGGAAACCAGAUGAUACUUUAGGACAUCGAGUAUAUAGGAAGCCAACUCACAAAGACAGAUAUCUGAAUGCGGAGUCCCACCACCACCCAGCCCAGAAACAGGGGAUAAUAAAUACAUUGAUUCAUCGAACGCGGAUCAUCAGCGAGACAAGACACUUGGCCGAGGAACUAGAACACCUACGCACGGCCCUGAUAGUGAAUGGCUGCACGACGAGAAAAAACGAACGAGCUAUUAAGAGGAGACAUACGCCCAUGGAGAAACGGGAGUACUUAGCGACGACGUAUUUACCUUACGUGAAAGGUUGUACAGAUAAAAUCGGGCGUCUUUUAAAGAAGAGGAAUAUCAACACAGUAUUCAGCACUGUAAAGAAGGUGGCGGCAGCGUUUCCAAAGACCUGCAACAACGACCAGCUCCAGGGCCCCGGCAUGUACAGUAUUUCUUGUUCUUGUGGAAAGGUCUACAUAGGACAAACAGGAAGGCACAUCAACACGAGGUUAAAGGAACACAAAAGUCACCUCAAAAAUAUCAACUGGGAAAAAUUGGCAGAAGCAGAGCAUAGGCCGGACACGGGACACACAGUGGAUUUGAGUGAAGCCAACAUGGUGGUGAGAAGGACGUUGACGUGGAUCUGCCAGGUAUAUGGAAGAGAGUCAUCCGUGAAAGCAACCCACUGGAACGUCAACAACGCGUACGAAUUCACCCACUGGAACGUCAACAACGCGUACGAGGUCACCCACCGGAACGUCACGGAUCAGUGA